This is a messenger RNA of Pieris macdunnoughi, 720 nucleotides long. The record is from the annotation of a GenBank genome assembly. NCBI's taxonomy places the organism in Eukaryota, Metazoa, Arthropoda, Insecta, Lepidoptera, Pieridae.
AUGAAAAGAAAAGCUUGUUUGAUCGAAGCAUUUGAAUCGGAUUUCAAUUCGGUCAAAACGAGUUUCGAAAAGCAAGUUAUAAAAAAAUAUAAAGACUUGGACAAAAUGUACAAAAAUACGAUUUGGUACAAAUCUUUAUUGGAUGCUGAGAAAACGUCCUUGAAAGAAGACAAAAUUCGUAAAAUUCACUAUAAAUUUGAAGAUGAUAGAGAAAUGGUUGAGGAAUACAACGUAGACACGCAUGUCCUGCUGAGGAGAUCUUGGAAGGUAAAGGGAAAGCUAGGAAGUGAAGGGAAAUGGGAUGUGGAAAUUGGUGACCCUAUACCAGAUGGAAUACAGUCAAUUGAAUCCACUGAAAUAGUGGAAUCAAAAGAUCAGCCUAUAGUGAUGAGACGUAAUACUAGAGUCAACUUAGAAUGGAGGAUAAGAAAUCUUCCAUAUCCCAUUGAAACCUACUGUAUAAAGGCCAAUAAUGAAGAUAAAUUUAUCAUUUUAAGUACAACAAAUAAAAAAUAUUAUAAAAAGCUUCAAAUCCCUGAAUUAACAAGAUUGGGUUUGAGCAUUGAACAGGCUAACAUUCAAUCGUCACAUAAGUACAAUACCUUAAUUAUAAUGUACAAGAAACCUCAACAACUAUUAGAUAUGGAAAAGGAUUGGUAUCAAGAGUUGGAUAAAGUAAAACCAGUGAAAGAUAUACCAAAUGAAUGCAAAACACAAUAA